Homarus americanus (American lobster) is the source of this 1956-nucleotide messenger RNA. RefSeq names its product chymotrypsin-like protease CTRL-1. Gene Ontology annotation, molecular function: serine-type endopeptidase activity. Bases 99 to 1451 code for a protein of 450 amino acids. Gene Ontology annotation, biological process: proteolysis. The record is from RefSeq and is a predicted model, not a curated record. The transcript is spliced from 14 exons. NCBI's taxonomy places the organism in Eukaryota, Metazoa, Arthropoda, Malacostraca, Decapoda, Nephropidae.
UGUCACCAGCCUUCGUCAACAUAGCGCUCAAAGAUCUCUUCCUGAGUGAGUGUGUCUCUUAAGCUGACGAUAAGCCAGACAAGCUGCUUCCCGUCACCAUGAGAGCCAAUAAGCUGGUGUUUGCCGUUACACUUCUGUGUGUGUGGUUCAGGUGUGACGCCAAGUCAUUUGAUGCUAUCAGCAAGUGGCAAGGCUUUGAUCAACAACAAGAUCUCGUCUUUGGAGCCCAGGGUAGUCAGGUGGUGGAGCCUGGCGAGACUGCCAGCAAUAACAGUGAUACUAAAACAACGACAAUGAACUUCGAAAACACUAAGGCUCUCACUCGACAAAAUACAGCACCUGUAUCUGAGUGUGACACCUACACUUAUCUCCGCCCAUUUUGCCAGGCCGUGAUUCAGUCUGAUAAUUACCCUGGAAAUUACUUCAAUUUUACAUUUCAGUUAUGGACCUUCGAAACUGAUGAGGGCAGUACACUUGAUGUCACGUGUGGCCCAAUCGAAUUGGAAGAAAUAUUUGAUCAUUUAUAUUUCUUCCUUCCUGCCAGUGUAAGUUAUGAUGGAGUUGUGGAAACCGGAGUGCAGCUUACCACCACCGGGAAUAAAUUGAUAGUCCUUUUCCAGACAGAUUUUUCAAUUGUAUUUUCUGGCUUCAGUUGCACUGUUAGUGUUUAUGGAGCCACCGGUGAUGAAUGCCCCAUCGACUGUGGAGCCACCGGUGAUGAAUGCCCCAUCGACUGUGGAUGUGGAAUCUCCGACGCCACUGAAGGAAGUGGAGCAUUGGCGACUAAAUAUCCCUGGCAGGUUGCCAUUUUUAAACUGAGAGGCCAAAAUUUUCACUUCAAAUGUGCUGGAGUAAUAUUAUCUGACGUGUGGAUCAUGACUGCUGCCCACUGCGUUGAACAAUCUGACCACCAUUUCGUACGGGUGGGUGACGCCGACUCAGAAGCUUUCUUUUCAGUCGAACAGAAAAUAAUCCACGAAAAUUAUGACAAUCACUUUGAAGGAUACGACAUAGCCCUCCUCAAGAUGGGGAUCUCACUAGACUUGAGCGACAAUGGCCUGGCUCCAGUGUGUCUACCAGCGGAUACGAACCAUACCUACGAGGGAGAAAAUGCCGCUGUCAUUAGCUGGGCUCGUACGAAAAUAGAUCAAGGAAAAUUUGCGUCGACCCUGCAAGAAGUAGAUGUGGUAAUCCGGACAAACGAGGCUUGUCAGAAGAACAAGAAUGAAGAUAUUCCCGACAUAUUCUUCUGUGCCGAAACGUAUGACAAUGUCCUCUGCAACAAAGACGACGAAGGCGUACUGAUCUACAACAAUAGUGGCAUUUAUGAAGUCAUUGGUAUUAUGUCAACUGAUCAAAAUAAUUGCGGUCAGAACAGUGCCACAUUGUACACCAGAGUUCCUUCCUUCUUCAACUGGAUACAAGACAACGCUGAAGGCAUAUGUGUUUAAGCAACAAGCUGAAGUAGUGGGCUUCCUGUUCCUACCACUCACACACCUACUGCCUCUCUGCCUGACUCACCACCACCCAGUUAUCUCUGCCCCUGUUCCAUCCUGCUUGACCGCCUGACUCCCAUCACUUUAUUUUCUGAUUGUCAUGAUACCAUCACUACAUACUGUAUCUUUUGAUCAUCACAAAAUAAAUUAUUAAUGUAAAAGUAUAAAUUUAUAUUAAUGGAUACAUUUUUCUGAUUGUCAGUCUUGUAUUUAUUAAAAUGCCGUUUCUGGUUGUUAUAUCUGGAUUUAUUGUUACUCGAACCGUUUCUGAUUACCAUGACUGAAAUUGGUAUUACACUAUCUUUUGAAUAUCUUAAAGCCAACUGUCAUGGUUUUGGGGUGGUUCGGUAGUGGUAGGAGGGGAUUAUAUUUUAUAAAGAUAAUAUUAUGUCGUAUUUCUUAUUUCUUACCGUAGAGUCCGAUACCUUCACACUGAUUACUUACAGGAGAUUAUGGCGUA